AUGGCGGCCCGCGCGCUCGCUCAUAUACUGCGGCCCUACGCCGUUCAGCCAUUGCCGGUCAAUGCUGCUGUGUAUAGCCGCUUGUACUCACUCGUGCAACCACCAUGCAUACGAGCGUACGCCACCACGAAGAACCCGAAUCCCCGUGAACCUAGGGACCAGAAGAAGCUCAGGCUACGCAAGAAAGGCAAACCUAGAAAACCUGCUUCCGACAACUCGGAGAAGCUCAGUGGACAUAAGAACCCGGAGCCCAAACAACCUGCUUCCAACAACUCGGGGGAGCUCAGUGAACCUACGAACCCGGAGCCCAAUCAACCUGCUUCCAACAACUCGGGGGAGCUCAGUGAACCUACGAACCCGGAGCCCAAUCAACCUGCCUCCAACAACUCGGGGGAGCUCAGUGAACCUACGAACCCGGAGCCCAAUCAACCUGCCUCCAACAACUCGGAGAAGCCCAGUGAACCUGUUUCCACCGCCACCAAGGUGGCACAGCGCAUACAGAAAUUGUUCGAGCUGGAUGCGCUCAAGUGGCCACGCAUCGAGCACCCAGAGGGUGUCAAGUACAUGAACAAUGCAGAAUUCAAGCGUCGGUGCGGUGACAAAGAUUUCAAGCCUCUGCCGGGGCAAGAUAUUCAGAUUCGGGGCAGAAUCAUUCGCGUCAGAAAGCAAGGCGGCAAGCUGCUCUUCCUAGACAUCAUGUCUAACUUCCACACAGUUCAAAUCGUUCUAGAUUUUGGGCAUAUACAAUCAGUCUCUGAUGUGACGCUGGAACAGUUUCAAAAACAACGGGAUGCCUUCCUGCGGGGCGAUUUCGUCUCUGCAGAAGGAUCUCCCGUCCGCACUCCUGCGGGUGACCUCGCCCUCAAAGCCAAUAAGCUGCCCUAUCAGCUAAGCCCAAGUAUUGCGCCUGUGCCCCGCCGCCUCAUCAACGAGGAGACCAAGGUGCAGAGUCCUCAUCUCAAUUUGCUUCUCGUCCACGAAGCCUCCGCAACCAUACGCUUUCGGUCGGAGCUGAUAUGGUGGCUUCGAGUGUUCUUCCAGAACAAGAGAUUCAUCGAGGUUCAGACUCCGAUCAUUGCUGACUAUGCUGGCGGAGCAGCAGCUCGACCCUUCCUCACUUCUUCCACCGAAUUUCCUCGCAAGGAGUUGGCACUGCGCAUUGCACCUGAGCUCUGGUUGAAGCGCAUGAUUGUUGGAGGAUUUGACCGCGUGUUCGAGAUCGGGCCCUCCUUCCGAAACGAGGGCCUAGAUAGCACGCACAAUCCUGAAUUCACCACAUGCGAGUUUUACCAGGCCUAUGCAAACCUGUCUUCUCUCAUUAGCUUCACCACCAAUCUUAUCCAGCAGCUGGCAUUGUUUAGUGCCGCGAAGUGGGAGAAGUGGGGCUCGAAAGAGCGGUAUGAGUUCGAGCCCGACUAUUUCGUCAAUUUCAAGCAAGUUGAGUUCAUUCCAGCGUUGGAGGAAGCCCUGGAUAUCAAGUUUCCCGAUCUCUCUGAGACGGAUGCAUUAAGUCGUCUGCGUAAGACGCUUCAUGCCAAGCUAGGCCACCAACCUGCUCCAGGGGCCUCCUUGAAUAAGCUGCUAGACACACUUGCUGGUAAAUACCUCGAACCCGAGUCAGAUCACGCGCCUCUGUACAUCAUCAAUCACCCGGCCUGCAUGACUCCUCUGUCCAAGUCAUUCACCUGCCCCAAGACUGGCCAGUUGGUAUCGGCCAGAGCUGAGCUCUUCAUCAAGGGCCGUGAAAUCGCCAACAUGUAUGAGGAGGAAAAUGACCCAUUUGAGCAACGGCGGAAGUUCGAGCUGCAAUUGCAAGCUCGCAAUGCCGAGGGGGCUAGCCCUGAAGAUGGACAAGCUGUGGUUGAUGAGAGCUACAUCGAGGCUCUUGAGCAUGGGCUGCCGCCAACCGGAGGUUGGGGCUGUGGCAUUGACCGCCUCGUGAUGAUGUUCUCAGCCAGCAGCCGCAUCAGCGACACGCUCCCCUUUGGCAGCCUGCGCAAUGUUGUGAAUGUAACUCAGGGGUCGCGAAGGUCAUAA
Messenger RNA from Neoarthrinium moseri, 2037 nucleotides. RefSeq lists its product as uncharacterized. The transcript has a single exon. Gene Ontology annotation, molecular function: lysine-tRNA ligase activity; tRNA binding; ATP binding. Gene Ontology annotation, cellular component: mitochondrion; cytoplasm. The coding region runs from base 1 to 2037 and encodes 678 amino acids. The record is from RefSeq and is a predicted model, not a curated record. Gene Ontology annotation, biological process: mitochondrial lysyl-tRNA aminoacylation. NCBI's taxonomy places the organism in Eukaryota, Fungi, Ascomycota, Sordariomycetes, Amphisphaeriales, Apiosporaceae.